Pangasianodon hypophthalmus (striped catfish) is the source of this 1641-nucleotide messenger RNA. RefSeq names its product NEDD4 family-interacting protein 1-like. The transcript is spliced from 8 exons. Gene Ontology annotation, molecular function: WW domain binding. The record is from RefSeq and is a predicted model, not a curated record. Gene Ontology annotation, biological process: metal ion transport; ubiquitin-dependent protein catabolic process; positive regulation of protein ubiquitination. Gene Ontology annotation, cellular component: Golgi apparatus; endoplasmic reticulum; perinuclear region of cytoplasm. The coding region runs from base 168 to 800 and encodes 210 amino acids. Lineage: Eukaryota; Metazoa; Chordata; Actinopteri; Siluriformes; Pangasiidae.
UGGCCUGUGGGUGGCGCCAGUGUUCAUCUGACAUCACCGGAAAUGCAAACAGGCCAAGGGGCAGACGUGGGCAAGAAGACACAAACUUACAUAAUUCCAUACAGCGCUUUGGUGGUGAAAUUGCUCAGUGUUCAGCAUUCCUCUGGAUCUUCUCGAGAUUUCUGAGGAUGGUGGAACCAAGUGGGAGAUAUCAGCAGUUACCCAGUGAGGAAGAAGCAGAGGCGGGGCCUCAGGUGAGUACUGAUGCUCCGCCCCCUUACAGCAGCAUCGCAGCAGACAAUGCAGCAUAUUUUGAUUAUAAAGAAGAUGCUGCAUUCCCCAAACCUCCAUCUUACAACGUAGCCACGUCGCUGCCGUCGUAUGACGAGGCUGAGAGAAGCAAAGCGGAAACGUUUGUUCCUCUGGUGGCAGGACGAGAUGAUGACUUUGUGGCCAGAGAUGACUUUGAGGAUGCAGACCAGCUGCGAAUCGGCAACGAUGGCAUUUUCAUGCUGACUUUCUUUAUGGCAUUCCUCUUCAACUGGAUUGGUUUCUUCCUGUCUUUCUGCCUGACCACCUCGGCGGCGGGUCGUUACGGCGCCAUCUCCGGCUUCGGCUUAUCCCUCAUUAAGUGGAUCUUGAUCGUGAGAUUUUCUACGUAUUUCCCUGGCUACUUUGAUGGGCAGUAUUGGCUGUGGUGGGUGUUCCUGGUGCUCGGUUUUCUGCUCUUCCUCCGAGGCUUCAUCAACUACGCCAAGAUCCGCAAAAUGGCCGACUCUUUCUCUGCUCUCCCAAGAACCAGAGUCCUGUUCAUCUAUUAAAGCUUCAUGUUCUUGAGCUUCUCAGCUUGUUGGAAACCGAUACUGAAGUUCUGGCCUCAGCGGAGCCGAGGGACCACCACGUAUUUAAAGAAAAAAGAAAAUAGAAACACCCUCCAUGUGUAAUAUACUGAAAGAAAAGUCACGUGUUUAUUUCAGGAUGAUGGAUGAGGAGUGAUUUAUUUUUUUUUUUCCUGCUUUGAUUAACGCCACUUGAUGGAUGGCGUGAUACACUUUCUGUGUUUCUCGAUGUAAACUUGUGGAUGUUGAUAUCUCUGUAACUGUGCAGAAACCAUUAGUGAUUUAAGGUUAAGCGCUUUUUGCAUUCUUGGAUUUGUAAAUGAAUGACAUGUGAUAAUCUGCUAAGUAGUAAAGGCAUGCGUCGUGCCCUGGUAGCCCAUAGGGGGCAGUCUCGUUUUUAUUUUUCUUUAGUUUUAUUUCCUCUUUUUUUUUUUCCCUUGUAAUGACGUUGGACAGAGAAGCAGCCAGUGGCUGUUGGUCACCAUUCACAAAUAUCUUUUCCUUUCUGUGAAUGGCAGUGUUGGAUGAAUUGAAUUUAAAGCAACACUUCUCUCUCUCUCUCUCUCUCUCUCACACACACACACACACACACACUCCGUCUUUCUCUACAUGACAUGAAAUUAAAAUUUCUCCCUUUUUUUUUAUUAGAGUCGUUACAUGUGAUGUGGUCAGGCAGUAUGCUUUUAUUGUCUGUGUAUUUAUUUUAAACAUGGGAAGUCCCAUAAAAUAAAAGUUGGAGUGCAAUUAUGGAGUGUUUUGUACGUGUUGUACGUCACGCCAUGUGGAAUUAAGCUAUAACUCAAAAUAAAUAUUUAUCCCUUUA